UUCUUCUGCUGCUGCUGUUGCUUUGAUCAUCACCUUCCUCAUAGCUUCAGAUAGAUUCUCUAUCAAUCAUGUCGAGGAUCUUCGCCAUUCUUCCUCUCGCUAUUUCUCUCUUCCUCCUUGUUUCACCGGUUGUUCGAGCCAUCGAUGUCCAUUACUGUGAGAAGAAUGCAGAGUAUGAAGUAAAAGUAAAAGAGGUUGAUAUAUCGCCUAAUCCAAUAUCCCCAGGCGAGCCAGCUACCUUCACCAUCUCUGCCAACACAGGCCGUGAGAUUUCGUCUGGGAAGCUGGUGAUUGAAGUUUCAUACUUUGGAUGGCAUGUUCACUCUGAGACUCAUGACCUUUGCACUGAGACAACUUGUCCUAUACAGUCCGGUGAUUUCUUGGUUUCACACUCUCAAGUUCUUCCUGGCUAUACUCCUCCUGGUUCAUACUUGCUGAAAAUGAAGAUGCUUGAUGCGCAGAAGGAGUUAACAUGCAUUAAAUUCUCGUUCGACAUUGGACUCAGAUCAUCCGUGGCUGACAUAUAGAGCAACUUCACCUGCAUUGGUGAUUGUAUAGGUAGUUUAGACUAAUUGUUAUUCUUGCUAAUAUCGGUUAGGUCAGACCUUAAUGUGCUCCUUUUGUUUUUUUGGACACCAAUGUGAAUUAUAAGAUAUCACCUGGUCUUAUUGCA
This is a messenger RNA of Capsella rubella, 673 nucleotides long. Its product is annotated as phosphatidylglycerol/phosphatidylinositol transfer protein. The coding region runs from base 69 to 527 and encodes 152 amino acids. The transcript has 4 exons. Gene Ontology annotation, molecular function: sterol binding. Gene Ontology annotation, biological process: intracellular sterol transport. The record is from RefSeq and is a predicted model, not a curated record. Lineage: Eukaryota; Viridiplantae; Streptophyta; Magnoliopsida; Brassicales; Brassicaceae.